Messenger RNA from Centruroides sculpturatus (bark scorpion), 826 nucleotides. Its product is annotated as C-reactive protein 1.4-like. The transcript has a single exon. NCBI's taxonomy places the organism in Eukaryota, Metazoa, Arthropoda, Arachnida, Scorpiones, Buthidae. The record is from RefSeq and is a predicted model, not a curated record. The coding region runs from base 32 to 739 and encodes 235 amino acids.
CUUAAGUCUGUUGGUAAGUACGCUUAGAAAAAUGUCUCUUUUAAUCAUCCUUCUAAUCAUUCCCGCUUGCAAAUUCACCAUUAUAACCGGAAUUCACAUCAAAGCUCAUUUUAAUCCUUCAAAUAACUUAAAUUAUCCUCGCAUUCGAAUGGCUGAAACUCUUUCUUCUCUUCAACAAUUUACUAUAUGUUCUUGGUUGAAACCUUACUCGAUGAAUAAUGAUAUGUUGACUGUAAUAUCAUAUGCCACAUUGAAAAGUGAUAAUCAGAUAGUUAUCACUCUCAAUAAAUAUCAUUCUGGUCGAUUAAUAAGAUUUCAUAUUGGUGAUCCUUAUAUAGAAUUUAAGUGUAAUUAUGAUUGGGUGCCGGGUCAGUGGUACUAUCUUUGUGCAUCCUGGUUUAGUGUUACUGCAACUGCCAAGGUUUAUCAAAAUGGACAACCUUGUACAUUUAUGAGAUCUCAUUUAAAUUAUUCAAAAACACCAUUGCCAUCGGGAGGAAUAUUAGUCAUUGGACAAGAACAAGACAAUUUCGAUUCGAAAUAUGAUGCAAAUCAAGCGUGGCAUGGUGACAUUGCAGAUGUUCAUAUCUGGGACGAAGAAUUGAGCCCAAAUCAAAUUCGUGAAGCAGGACAAUGUAAAGGAGGAAGAAAGGAAGGAAAUGUCUUUUCUUGGAUGAAGAGUAAAAUAAUUGUUACUGACAAUGUCGAAUUUUCAGAGACGGAACUUUGUUAUUCUUAACCUUAUUAAUUGGCAUUAGCCUAUAUUAAAAUAUUUUUACUGUAAUUUAAAAUAAGAUGUGGUAUUCUAUAUUAAAAAGAAUUGUAU